Molecule: messenger RNA, 1818 nt
Organism: Colletotrichum lupini
Lineage: Eukaryota; Fungi; Ascomycota; Sordariomycetes; Glomerellales; Glomerellaceae
Product: POT family protein
Exons: 5
Coding region: 1-1818 (605 amino acids)
Biological process (GO): oligopeptide transport; transmembrane transport
Cellular component (GO): membrane
Molecular function (GO): dipeptide transmembrane transporter activity
Source: RefSeq, a predicted model, not a curated record
AUGCCAGCUGGGGAUACGAUUGAACAGUCACUCUCUGAGUCUCAGCUUAGAGAGGGUUCAUACGACAUGAAGUAUUAUGAAGACGUAUCUCUCGACGAGAAGAGGGGUAUCCAGCCGCGGCCAGAUGCGCCGACCGACGAAGAGUUGCAGACUCUGAGGAGAGUUUCGGACCACAUUCCCUUCAAGCUCUUCACCAUCGCCUUUGUCGAGCUGUGCGAGCGCUUCUCGUACUAUGGCUCCGUUAUUGUCGUGAUCACCAACUUCAUCCAACAACCUCUCCCAGCGGGCUCGACGACCGGCGCCGCGCCCAAUGGCCAACCCGGUGCGCUUGGGAUGGGCCAGCAGGCGUCAACCGGCAUCACGACCUUUAACCAAUUCUGGCAGUACUUCAUGCCCUUGUUCGGUGCCUGGGUCGCCGACAAGUACUGGGGCCAGUACAAGACCAUCUGCAUCUCCAUCGCCGUUGAUCUCGUAGGCCACUUGAUUCUCAUCACCGCCGCUAUCCCACCCGUCGUCACGAAGCCAGCCGGGAACUCGCUAUCGGCACUGCUCGUAGGCAUGAUAACGAUUGGUUUUGCCACAGGAGGUUUCAAACCCAACGUCAGUCCCUUGAUCGCGGAGCAGCUCGAGAUCGAUCACUUGACCGUAAGGACGCUCACGACGGGAGAGAAGGUGAUUGUCGACCCUGCCAUCACCAUCAACAGGGUCUACAACUGGUUUUACAUGUUCAUCAAUAUUGGCGCUCUGGUCGGCCAGAUCUCAAUGGUGUACGCUGAGAAGUACGUCGGUUUCUGGCUGAGCUUUACGCUGCCGACCUGCAUGCUGGCGCUGUGCCCCCUGGUCAUGUGGUGGGGAAAGGGUAGAUAUCGCGAUCAGCCCCCGACGGGCUCGGUUUUGGGACCGGCUCUGCGGACGUUUCUCUUUGCUCAGAAGGGUAGAUGGUCGAUUAACCCAGUCAAGACUUGGAGGAACAUGCAUGACGGGACCUUCUGGGAGAGGGUCAAGCCUUCUAACUUCUCCGAUGCGACUCGGCCAAAGUGGAUGACCUUUGACGACGCCUGGGUCGAAGAGCUGCGUCGUGGCUUCGCAGCUUGUGCCGUAUUUUCAUGGUAUCCCAUCUACUGGCUCUCGUAUAAUCAAUUCUCUCAAGCCGCCACCAUGCAGCUCAACGGCCUCCCCAAUGAUAUCCUCUCCAAUCUCGACCCCAUAGCCCUCAUUCUCUUCAUCCCGCUCUGCGACCUAGUGCUCUAUCCGACCCUCCGCAAGCUCAGGAUCCCCUUCACGCCCAUCAAGAAGAUCGCUUUUGGCUUCUUCACCGGCGCCAUGGCCAUGGUCUGGGCCUGCGUGCUGCAGUACUACAUCUACAAGCGCUCCGCCUGCGGCCAGUUCGCCUCGGGCACCCUACCCAACGGCGACCCCUGCCCUCCCGUUGACAUUCUCGUCUGGGCCCAGACGGGCGCCUACGUGCUCAUCGCCCUGUCCGAGAUCUUUGCCAGCAUCACCAGCCUCGAGUACGCUUUCAGCAAGGCGCCUAAAAACAUGCGGUCCAUGGUCCAGGCUGUGGCGCUCUUCAUGUCGGCCAUCUCCGCGGCGUUGGGGCAGGCUUUCACGCCGUUGAGUACCGACCCAUAUCUGGUAUGGAACUAUGGCAUCGUGGCCGUGCUGGCUGGCGUGGCGGGUGUGAUCUUCUGGUUUCAGUUCAGGGAUUUGGAUAAGGAGGAGGAUGCGAUGAACGAGUUGCCCGAGGGUCGUAUUGGGCAGGGUGUUGCUCCUGCUACUGAAAUGUCACGGAUGGAUAACAGUGGGAAGAGGGACUGA